AUGACAAAACUCCAGCUGGACAAUGUCCAAACGGCCAAGCCCCAUUGGGAGAGAACGCUCCAGUUCUUUGUGGUAACCAAACCGACUCCAUCGGAUGCCCAACCGGUUACUACCGCCGUCAAGGACCUUCAGAUGUCUGUUGUCCAACUGAAGUCGAUGAAGUUAAGUCGGUUAACCGUGACUUCAAGCCAGUAGUCUUCCCUCAACGUCAAUGGGAUCAUGUCAGAAGAAAGAAACGGGUCCAAUUCACGAUAGAAAACCUUGACGCUCUUCCAGGCAACGUAGCCGGGUCGCCACCAAGACUCAGGACAAAAACUUUGACUCCAGAAUCCCAUUGGAUGAAGUCAAGUCGAUUAACCGUGACUUCAAGCCAGUAUUGUUUCCUCAACGUCAAUGGGGUGAUGUCAGAAUUAAGCAACGGGUUCAAUUCAAGGUAGAGAACCGUUUCGUUCUUCCAGUCAACUUAGCCGGCGUUUCACCAAUUUUGGGGUGA
Molecule: messenger RNA, 493 nt
Organism: Bursaphelenchus okinawaensis
Lineage: Eukaryota; Metazoa; Nematoda; Chromadorea; Rhabditida; Aphelenchoididae
Source: the annotation of a GenBank genome assembly